AUGAGGCUCGGCGAGAUAUCCGCAGAGAUCUUGGUGCAGCUCUACCGACGUGUGGAGAGUUGGUUCCGCUCCCAGCAGCCCGAUGUGGAGGACUGGGCGCAGGUAGUCUACGCGCUCGCGCUGAGCGGUCGACUGGAAGAGGCAGCAAGCAUUGUGGAGACCAUGGAGACCGGAAGUGAUCCGGUUUAUCCGCAGCCAGAUGCGCGGAUGUACAAUCUGCUGAUCAGGGAGUUGGUCAAGCAGCGAGGACUGAGCACUGCGACAAGUCUUUGGUCCCGAAUGGCGGCCAGAGGCCUGGUCCCAGAUGGCGUAUACUUCUUGCUCAUGGUGGCGGUCUGCGCGAGCUCCGACCCACCACAGCUGGAUCGGGCCAAGAGGUACCUCCGCAGAGGCGAGAUGCUGAUGAAGAGGCAGAAGGUGAACUUCCGCUUCCAGCGCGAGUACGACGUGGCCCAACUAUACACAGCCCUGAUGGCAGGCUACCUGAGGAUGGGUCGGCUGACGGAGGCCUUCACUGUCCUUGGGACGAUGCGCCAGCACGGCGUACGACCCAGUGCUGUCACGUUUUGCAUCCUCCAGCAGUGCUGCUUUGCGCGCAUGGAUCCUUCUGCUGAUGUUCGGCAGCUGCUGCGAAUUAUGGAGCAGAUCGGAGUUCCGCCCGAGACGUCCAACUACAAUGAGCUUAUCAAAUGCUACGGCCUGCAAGGGCAGAUGACUUUGGCACUUGGAGUGGCAAAUCGAAUGCGGGAGGCGGGGAUCGCGUGGGACUCCUUCACCUACUUCGCCCUGAUCAGAUCUGUCUGUGCUGCCGGACAGGUUGAGCUCGCCAUGAAGUUGCUGACGCGGAUGCGGCAGGACGGAAUCCGACCCGGGGCGCCGCACUACACGUGUACAUUUAUUGGCCUGGCCGCAGCAGACUACUACGAAGAUGCCACCCGCGUCUUCCAGCGCCUGGUCGACGUCGGAGGAGCACGGAGCCAGUUCCCGUACAACAUGAUGAUGGCCAUUCACAGCCGGCGCGGUGACAUGGAGGCCGCUGAAGAAGUCUUGGAAGAGAUGACAGAAGCCGGUUGGCCCGCAGACGUGACGACCUACCAAAUCCUUGUACAAGGCUAUGUCGCUGCUUGCGACUGGCCUGCAGCGCUGGCGCUGGAAGAAAAGGUCGCUGAUCUGCGACGUGGCCUCGUUCGAAUACGGGAGGAUGCCGGCGUUACCCAGGCUGCACAAGAGGCCGCCAAUGGGCAGCUGCAGCAGAAGCGGGUGUGGACAAAGGUAUACCACCUGCUUGUGGAUGCUGCCGUGUACAAUGCCGAAUGGCCUCGCGCGGUGCAAAUCAUCGAGGAGCUCGUCGGCUAUGGACUGCCUGUGAACUAUGCGAAGCAUGCCCGCCUCCUGGAAGACACCUUGCCCUCCACCAGAGCUGGACUUGCAAUGAAAGGCGUCUACAGUCGCGGCACGAACAUGGACUGGGCAACCGCGGAUGAGCGGCAGAAGGAUUCAAAGCCUGGCAUCGAGGAUUUCGAGUAUGCCCUGCAGGCGGCGGUGCUAGAUCGUCUGGAGCCACAUGCAGAUCCCGCCCAAGCCAAGGAGAGGGAGGCUCAAGUGCCUCGAGCGCUGGAGCUUGCUGCCGACGUCGUCGCAGCGCUGUUCGAGUACUCAGCAGCACCCGAGGUCUCCGCGGCGGAGACUGACAGGUGCAAGUCGUGGUGGAUGAUCUUUGUGCAGAUCGCAGAGGAGACCACCAAGCUCGUAUCCCUAGGGCAGCUGGAGAAGCUGGUGGAGGUCUUUGAGCGCAGCCUCCUGAAGCUGCGCAAGGCUUCGCUGGCUUUGGCGGCACAGCGCCUGAAGGAGUUCGAUGCCAAGCAGGAGGCAGACAUGAAGGCCGCCAAGGAAACUUCCGAGGAGAAAAAGUCCGAAGCCCGUGCAGCCAAAGAGGCGAAAGAGCGUGAAACCAAGCGAUUGGAUGAGCGAAAAAAGCUUAUCUCCCAGCUCGGGGUGUCUCCGAACGGCCACGUCUUCCUGACGAUGACCUCGCUGUUGAAACAGCUGAGCUCGCGUCUUGUAGGCUCUUUCAACUGCCGGCUCCGAGCCCGGAUUUCCCUGCUCCUGGAGCGGCUGUUAGCUCUGGAUCACAAGGCCAUUGCUAACAAUCAGAAGACUCGAGCUCAGGACUUUUACACUGUGGACGACUUGGACAUCGACGUGAAGGCUCUUCCAUACUCUCUGGAUGUUAGCGAAGCCAGCUCGGUGCCGGAG
Symbiodinium sp. CCMP2456 is the source of this 2256-nucleotide messenger RNA. NCBI's taxonomy places the organism in Eukaryota, Dinophyceae, Suessiales, Symbiodiniaceae. The record is from the annotation of a GenBank genome assembly.